Messenger RNA from Laccaria bicolor S238N-H82, 2709 nucleotides. RefSeq lists its product as uncharacterized. The record is from RefSeq and is a predicted model, not a curated record. Lineage: Eukaryota; Fungi; Basidiomycota; Agaricomycetes; Agaricales; Hydnangiaceae. Bases 1 to 2709 code for a protein of 902 amino acids. The transcript is spliced from 5 exons.
AUGCCAACAUUCACCUUCAAGCGACGCAAAAGUCAGCCCUUGACAGUUGCCGUUCUACAGACCGAAGCGCGCCCAGAGCAACAUCCAGAAAAGCCCCUGCCGAGUCCCCAUAAAUCAUCCCCAGUGGACAAAAAAAUACACCCUGACCUCAACUUGCUUGCGGAGGAGCUUGAAUCAUCUUUGGGCCACGGCAGUGUCGUCGACGUCUCGCCCAUAUCACAACGGACCGACGAAACGGGCUUUGCCUCCCUACCACCGAGUGUACGAAAGAACCGUGCUUCUAUCAGCACGCAUUUACGUGCCUUCAGUGACGGAAUGAAGCAAGGUCCGUCGAAAGAAACAAGCCAGGCAGACUUACGGUCCGUCAGGACCACGAGCACAAGAAGGAAACCGUUCAGAGGCCAACCACUUUUCACUGGAGUCACCUCGAGAAAUUCUCCUUCCCUUCCUUCACCGCCUUCGGCAGUCGCCAACCCUCCCAGUCCAGGAGGUAGAUGGUCGACCUUUGGUCGCAAGACUGCUUACGAUACGCCAACGAACAGCCAGUACGACGACGAACCUCACGGCAGAGACAGUCUGUCGCGUCGCUCAAUCCAAAGCCGCGCUACCUCCCGCUCCCGAGGUUCUACCGACACAGAACCACGGACUCCUAAGUCAUUUGCCUAUUCUCAGUACAAUUCGACCCAGCAGUCGUUCUCUUCCCAGGUGUUCGAGAAUAAUUUCUCUGCUCCAUCGCCAGGGACGUUUGGGAUCCCAACACCUUCGUCCUUAUCAGGCGUCACGUUUGGGUCGAGCCAAAGUUCGCGUAUUGGGAAUCAGGCAGGACCGCCACCUUUGCCGCCACUCGAUCAUCCGGCAUUUCGCACCAUGUCAACGGGGCAGCCAUUGAUAUCUCAAACGCUCAAAGAUCAGAUUGCUGAGGCUACGCAAGAACACUACCGGUCGCAGUCUCUUCCGUCACUCGCGCCCUCAAGUAGCCACUCUAGCAGAACGCGAAGUGCAGGUUUCACGAAACGGAUGCAAAAUGCAGGCAAGAGAAAGUCCAGCAUCCCAAAAACCGGUAGUCAUGAGAUUUCCUCGAAGAAUGCAAAGCCAAUGAAAGAAAGUUCUUCAUCAAAAACACGGCAUUCAAGAGCAACUAGUAAAAGUAGCCUGGGCAGUAGUAGGAGAUCGAGUGCAGAGUAUAGCGCGAAGAAAGCGUCGUCGACAGGCCAUGGAGGUGAGUAUGAGCAGUGCUGGGAAGUACAAGUCUCGCAAGAAAUGCUCCGUCUUGCGUUGGAUGGUGGAGGACAACAAAAUGUGCGGGCGCCGAUAUCACUUCCUAAUCGGGACAUCAAGGCUUCGGGCAAGGCACGCGGUGACAACGUGGGUAGUUCCUCCGAUCCCUUCCAAUCACCUCUUUGUAUCCUCACGCGGCCCAUUGGAGGGGCAGAAGGCCCUCAUUCAUUUUUACUGCAAGAUACCCACUCCCAUAAUAUAACCCAGACCCCGUACGACGAAUCAUACCAAGCGUCCGACACUAGACAUCAAUACCCACGAAAACCUGUGCCAAAGUAUUCAACUCUCGAUACCAUGUCGGAAGACCAUGUCAGUAAUACAAGCUCUGGAAACAAAGGACAGAAAGACGCGCCUGUCGCGACGGGAUCUCAGUCGCGUCGACCAACCAUCCCGGUGCCAUCUCGAAAUUCUCAGUCAAAGCUGAACACCAUAGGCGAUGUUGGACCUAUUCCACGCACGUCACUUCUCGUGCCGCCCACCCUAUCCACCAUCGCUGCUUCACCGGAAGCAUCCCCCAUCUCUCCUAGCAGACGGAGUCAUCACAAAUCACAGCCUACAGAACCUUCUUCAUCGGUACUACAAAAAGCUAGUCUGCCCCCUCCCAUCCAGAAGUCGUACUCGACUGGGUCUACGAAAAGAAAAGCAUCAGAAGCUGAAGUGGAAGGGGACAAGACUCCCCCCAAAGUAAAUCGAGCAACCUUCGCUCCAGAGCCCAGAACCCACCGCGCAUCAGGGACGUCUGGCUCUUCCCAUGGACCCCCCUCUUCUUUCAACCGCAACAAACGCCCCCGAAUCUCCGGCUCGUCUGAUUCACGACCUACGACUAGUUCAUCCAUCGGAGACAGCCCCAACGCCAAAAGUACCGGUUCAUGGUCUAGUAGAGGCAGCAGCAUUCAUAACUUCGGGUCCAUCAACAAAGCCCCAUCCACGAUCGCAGAAACCACCACACAACCCCCACGACGUGCUCCUUCCCGACGUAGCCUCUCCCAAGCCUCUAUUCCCAUCUCAGCUCUCGUCUCACCACACGCACCUUCCGUCGCGCGUUCUAACACGUUCCAUAUGCGAGACCCACGCAAGCCGGCGCCGAUACAGAGCACACCGUGGUCCCUGUCUUUCCCUUCUGAAGUCCAGCGAGGGGAGGGAAGGUGGGGAUGGAAAGGGUGGGUGGAGAGGGACGGGAGUCCGCUUCACGGGUGGUUAUUUUUUGUUGGGUUUGUUGUGUUUCCUUUGUGGUGGGCUGCAGGGUUUUUGAUCCCUAUCCCGAGGACGAGGAGGCUGGAAGGGAAUGAUACGGAGAAGGGGGUGGUGCUUGAUGAUCCUCAAGUAGAACACGACGCAAAAUCGUGGCGAACGCGAUGUCGCAUCAUGGCGGUUGUUUCCGUUUUUACUUAUAUCCCAUUUAUUGUCCUCGUUGCGAUUUUUGCUCGGUGA